Molecule: messenger RNA, 2622 nt
Organism: Alligator sinensis (Chinese alligator)
Lineage: Eukaryota; Metazoa; Chordata; Crocodylia; Alligatoridae
Gene: HELLS
Product: helicase, lymphoid specific
Exons: 20
Coding region: 17-2227 (736 amino acids)
Biological process (GO): DNA methylation-dependent constitutive heterochromatin formation; pericentric heterochromatin formation; lymphocyte proliferation
Cellular component (GO): pericentric heterochromatin; nucleus
Molecular function (GO): ATP binding; chromatin binding; ATP-dependent chromatin remodeler activity
Source: RefSeq, a predicted model, not a curated record
GGUGCCCCCCCCAGCCAUGCUGCAGGAGGAGGAGCAGCUGGCAGUUGCGGGUGCGGAGGAGGAGCGGCAGAUGCUGGAGAAGGCCCGAAUGUCCUGGGACAGAGACUCUAGUGAAAUGCGCUACAAGAGGCUUCAGCAUUUGCUGGAAAAAAGCAAUAUCUAUUCAAAAUUUUUGCUAACCAAAAUGGAACAACAGCAGCUAGAGGAACAGAAAAGGAAGGAGAAAUUAGAAAAAAAGCGAGAAGCGUUACUAAAAACUACAAAAGAUCAAAAUCUAACUGAUGGAAAAGAAGAGAAAUCAGCCGUGAAAAAGAAAAGAGGAAGAGAAGAUGGAACCUAUAACAUUUCAGAAGUCAUGUCCAAAGAGGAAAUCUUGUCAGUGGCCAAAAAAAGCAAAGUAGAAAAUCAGAUGCUUUGGGAAAAUGGCAUUAAUGGCAUUUUGGCUGAUGAAAUGGGAUUAGGAAAAACUAUCCAGUGCAUAGCAACAAUAGCACUGAUGGUAGAGAGAGGAGUUCCUGGACCAUUCUUAGUAUGUGGGCCCCUGUCUACACUUCCUAACUGGAUGUCUGAAUUCAAGAGGUUCGCUCCAGAGAUCCCCACAAUGCUGUACCAUGGAGCCCAGCAGGAACGUCGCAAAUUGGUUCACAAAAUUCACAGGCAACAAGGAUCACUGCAGAUCCAUCCUGUGGUCAUUACUUCAUUUGAAAUAGCCAUGAGAGACAGAAAUGCUUUACAGCAUUGCUUCUGGAAGUACCUGAUAGUGGAUGAAGGUCAUAGGAUUAAAAACAUGAACUGCCGUCUUAUCAGGGAAUUAAAACGGUUUAAUGCUGACAAUAAACUUCUGUUAACUGGUACUCCCUUGCAAAACAACUUGGCAGAGCUUUGGUCUCUGCUUAACUUCCUGCUCCCAGAUGUGUUUGAUGAUUUGAAAAGCUUUGAAUCCUGGUUUGAUAUUACAAGCAUUACAGAAAUAGCUGAAGAUAUUGUUGCUAAAGAAAGGGAGCAGAACAUCUUGCAUAUGCUGCAUCAGAUUUUGACACCCUUCUUAUUGAGAAGACUGAAAUCUGAUGUAGCUCUUGAGGUCCCUCCUAAACGAGAAGUUGUGGUGUAUGCACCAUUGACAAAGAAGCAAGAAACCUUCUAUAAGGCCAUAGUAAACCGGACCAUUAGAAAACUGCUUGGGAACAAUGAGAAAGAAGUGGUUGAGUUGAGUCCUACAGGCCGACCAAAGCGCCAGAGUCGAAAAUCCAUUAAUUAUCGUGAAAUAGAUGAAAUAACACCCGAUGAUAUGGAAAAACUGAUCAGCAAAAUGCAGGAGGAAGUAGAAAAAGAGAGGCCAGUGAUAGAAAUGAGCAUUCCCAUGGAUUCAGAAGUUAACCUUAAGAUGCAGAAUGUUAUGAUGUUACUGAGAAAAUGCUGUAACCAUCCAUACCUCAUUGAAUACCCACUGGACCCUGCCACACAACAAUUUAAGGUUGAUGAAGAUCUAGUGAAGAAUUCAGGCAAAUUCCUGCUCUUAGACCGGAUGCUUCCAGAAUUGAAAAAAAGGGGACAUAAGGUGCUGUUGUUCUCACAAAUGACAAUGAUGUUGGACAUUUUGAUGGAUUAUUGCUAUUUAAGAGAUUACAGAUUUAGUCGUUUGGAUGGAUCCAUGUCCUAUGCAGAGAGAGAAGAAAAUAUGCAGAAAUUUAACAUUGAACCCGAAGUCUUCCUAUUCUUAGUGAGUACACGGGCUGGAGGUCUGGGCAUUAACUUAACUGCAGCAGACACUGUCAUCAUUUAUGAUAGUGACUGGAAUCCCCAGUCUGACCUUCAGGCCCAGGACAGGUGCCACAGAAUCGGCCAAACUAAACCAGUUGUUGUGUAUCGCCUUGUAACAGCAAAUACUAUUGAUCAGAAGAUUGUGGAGAGAGCUGCUGCCAAGAGGAAGCUAGAGAAGCUCAUUAUCCACAAAAAUCAGUUUAAAGGUGGUAAAUCUGGGUUAAGCCAAUCAAAGAGCUGCUUGGAUCCUCAGGAAUUAAUGGAAUUACUGAAAUCAAGAGAUUACGAAAGAGAGGUUAAAGGAUCCAGAGAGAAAGUAAUCAGUGACAAAGAUUUAGAGUUACUGUUAGACAGAAGUGAUCUUAUCGACCAAAUGAAAAGGUCCCAAACAGUUAAAAAGGAAAAAGUGGGUGUCUUCAAAGUCUUAGAAGAUUCAGAAAACUCCAGCGUAGAAUGUGUUUUUUGAAGUGUGACUGGCCUCUAAGCUACAUGCAGCUGAAGUCAGACCGUGCAAGGCCAUCAUUUUACAAUGAUUCGUUACACUGAUUUUUAAAGCUGGUUUAAAAUGUUAUGCUUUUAUGUGAUUUGUAACAUAUCUAGUAGUCUCAUACUUGUAACUUUGUUAAUCUAACAUGAACAGUUCACAAAAUAAACACAUUACAGCCUGUCAGUUUUUUAUGAUCCAGUGGCAAACACUGCCAAAUUUGUACAAAUCUUCCUGUGGAAGUCUUGCUAAGCCUUUUGUUCUCUACAAGACAAAGUAUCAAUGGUUUUUAUUUGGGAGGGGAAGAAUUUUUAGUGCAUUUGUUUACAACCAGUUGUGUAACUUCAGUAAAACUUUUUGAUAAAAUUGUCCCUUUG